CCGCCUCCCGCCGGCUUAUUACACCCGGGAGCAGCGCCGCGCCGAACCCGCCACCAACGCCGCUGCUGCGGGAUGCUGCGCUCCACGUCCACGGUCACCCUGCUCUCAGGCAGCAGCUCCGGGGCGCCCAGCAGGAGGGCAAAUGUCUGCAGACUACGGCUGACUGUGCCUCCCGAGAACCCAGUGCCUGAGCCGAGUGAAAAGAAGGUUGAAAGAAGAGAGCAGCAUCGUGACCUGAGCAAUGGAGAAUCGACCAGGAAACUCCCUCAGGGUGUUGUCUAUGGUGUGGUGCGAAGAUCAGAUCAAAACCAGCAGAAAGAAAUGGUGGUGUAUGGGUGGACCACCAAUCAGCUGAAAGAAGAGAUGAACUACAUCAAAGACGUGAGAGCCACUUUGGAAAAAGUAAGAAAGAGAAUGUAUGGAGACUAUGAUGAAAUGAGACAGAAGAUUCGACAGCUCACCCAGGAACUGUCAGUUUCACAGGCAAAGCAGGACUACCUGGAGAAUCACAUCCAAACCCAGUCGUCAGCCCUGGACAGUUUUAAUGCCAUGAACGCGGCAUUGGCGUCAGACUCCAUCAGCUUGCAGAAAACCCUCGUGGAUGUUACUUUGGAGAACAGCAACAUCAAGGAUCAGAUCAGAAAUCUGCAGCAGACGUACACAGCCUCCAUGGACAAGCUGCGGGAGAAGCAGAGGCAGUUAGAUGCAGCGCAGGUUGAAAACAAGCUGCUGAAAAUUAAGGUGGAAUCCUCCCAACAAGCCAACGCGGAGGUGAUGAGAGAGAUGACCCGGAAGCUGUACAGCCAGUACGAAGAGAAGCUGCAGGAGGAGCAGCAGCGGCACAAUGCGGAGAAGGAGGCUCUCCUGGAAGAAACCAAUAGUUUUCUGAAAGCCAUUGAAGAAGCCAAUAAAAAGAUGCAGGCGGCAGAGAUCAGCCUCGAGGAGAAGGACCAGAGGAUCGGGGAGCUGGACAGGCUGAUUGAGCGCAUGGAGAAGGAACGCCAUCAACUUCAACUUCAACUCCUGGAGCAUGAAACAGAAAUGUCAGUGGAAAUAACUGAUUCUAACAAAGAAAGGUAUCAGCAGCUGGAGGAGGCGUCAGCCAGCCUCCGGGAGCGGAUCCGACACCUAGAUGACAUGGUGCAUUGCCAGCAGAAGAAAGUCAAGCAGAUGGUUGAGGAGAUCAUGUCCCACGAGCUCUUCUCCAGAUUUAGUCUCCGGCUGUUUGGAAGAUAACAAAAUGGUAGCCUGCUCCGGGUUGGAAGUAGUUGCUUUCAUUGUUCGUGGUUAGAAGAACACUUGUACUCUCUCUGCUGGGAAGAGGUGGUGUGUAUGUGUGAUGAGCGGAUGAACAAAACACGAAGGACAUGCUAUUGAAAGGAAAAUGCGAUGACGUAGGGCUCUUAUUGGUGGAAACACCCGCAUUCUGUAACCUCAGCUUCUAUGGCCUGACACUACAGAGUCAAGAGAACUCCAAGACCCACAGAGUAUUUCUAGCAACAUGGGUUCCUAGACAUCAAAGAAGGAACUGUGGUGAAAGAUAGUACUAAAAUAUAAUUUAAAAGUGCCAGGUGGAGGCUGGUCCUAAGAUCUUGGAGAUUGAAGCCUUAUUUAUGGAAAAGCUAUCAAGGACACCUGCCAAGGAGAUGGGAAGCAGCCUCGAAGAACUCCAGUGCUCCGGGAGGAAGUGCUCCCCACCUGAUCACACCCCAGGAAAUACAGAAGCAGCCAAGUGUCUCUGUCGCUUGAUUAUAUUUGUAUGUGGGAAGUGGCCCUGAGGAUGUCUUGCUGAAUCAAGAUACAACACUAGUCAACUUAGCACUCUCCUUGUUUAAGUACAUUUGGUUUGCUUCCAUCACCAUGAAUACACAGCUCAACUCACUUCAUGAAAAGAAGUACAUCUGAUGAAAAGAGAAAUGUAUUUGGCUGAAAUGUCCAUAAUGUCUUACGGGAAAACCUGAACAAACUUUUUGACUCACCCAAUAUAUUGACGUGAAAUAUCCUUCAUGCAUGCUAUAUUUUUAUAGAGGCCUUGAGACAGCCACAGGCCCUGGUAUCUCAACUAAACAGUGUUGCUGAGAAUUGUAGUAGCAGCAGCGGUAAUAAUAGUCAGUGGGUGGUAUUAGCCUAGUAUUGGAGUGGGUUCAUCAAGGGGGUGGGUGUCAUUUAGACGUUGGGUAGUUUUUUCCACUCCAUCCACUUCUCUGUGGCCAAGUGGGCAGGUCGUUGGCUUUGGUCCUCCGUUUAGAUGUUUCUGUGCAGCAGAAAGGGAGCACAUGGAUAACUUCGCACUUGAGUAGUGAACUGGUAAUGUAGUUUUACUCUCCGCCAGUGUUGUGUUUGAAUGCAGAUCCCUAGAUACUCUGCUGGGUUUCCCAACGUCCACCAGGGAGCUUGGAGUCGGAUCUGAGAAUUGCUCAUCUAGAUCACUGUACCAUAGGGACCUACAUUGUUUCUAGAGAUUCCAUUACUGCCCUCGUGUUUUUCAAAGUCCGUGGUGGAAAAGUUAUUAGCAUUUGUUCUAGUGGAGCAGACUUGCUACUCAGCUUCAAAAAGUGAAAUAAUAUCAAACCAGGGAAUGUAAUGACUUCUGGAGAAAGUGGGGCACCCAUGUGGGCCUCCAUCCUAGGACUGUGUGCUCUUGCCCUGCCCUGGGAGUUCCUUCUCUCUUUUGGGCCCUGGGUAGUGUCCUGGGGCCAGGUGAGCCUUCUGUUGUGGGGCAGAGAGUGAGUGAGGGGCUGAGACCGUCUGUGAGACCCUGAGAGUGCCUCCGAAAUUUUGCCUUAACUAGAUGACCCAAGCACCUCCGCCUUGGCCUGAUGCUGGCUCCUGGGCUGAUUGGGGACCUCCUUAGAUCUGGGUCCCCUGCCUUUCAGGACCUCCCCCCAUCUGCUCCUCCUUGCCUUUGCCCAUGUGCCUCAGUUUACCACUCCUGCCAGAACAGCGAUAUGGUGUGAACUUGACUUACUACAUCAAACAUGAGUUAGGUGCUCAAACCCUGCCCCCCCGCCCCCACUCACACUACCACCCCAUUCCCAACCCUUAAUUGGAUCCUAAGCCUUGAACUCUUUUUUAAGGCUAUACUUUUGUCCUAGGGCUGCUCACACUCCUACCCCAAGGAGAUACUACUCAUAAGCUGAGGCCGAAUUUACAGUAAUUGAAAAUGUUACAGUUUUCAAUUCUGGUGUUUAACACUGUAUUAGUCACUUCUUGAUUUAAAAAUCUUAGAUGCUUGAUGUAAAAUGUGAAGGUUUUAGAAGGUGUCAGAAAGCUCACACAGAUGUAAACCUUUUUUCUAUGCAUUAUUGAAAUAUUGCAGGUUCAUGGUAUUGCUGGUACUGGUUAAUGUAUUCACGAUUCGAACUGUCCUUUCAAGGGAGAAGGUCUUUUCUUUGUAAAUGUCAUUGAACCCACUUUCUGUUUGUUGAAAUCAUUUCUGAUUGGCUCAGAUAUAUUUCUCAGAGACUUGGAAGCUCACAUUCUGUCCGUGGCAGUCCCUGUGACUGUGCUUCUCAUCUGAGAAACUCUCAGAGAGUGGGUGUUCAUCGUGUUGCAUGGCUGUGCAUCUAGACCUCCCAUGCCACGUUAAUUCUCUCUGGGCAGUAUUAUUAGCACCAUUUUUUAGUACAGGGAACUGAAGCUUAGUCUUAAAAAAAUAAGUUGCCAGCAGCCUCUCCGCAGGUGACGAUGGUGCUAGGCCCACACCCAGAUUUUUGACUCCAAAGCUAGCCUCAUUCUUUGCUUAUUUUUUUUAGCAGUUGGAAAAAAUUAUAAUUUUUGUUUUGUUUGGCCUCACUGCACAGCAUGUGGGGUCUUAGCUCCCUAACCAGAGAUUGAA
Capra hircus (goat) is the source of this 3838-nucleotide messenger RNA. It is a transcript of the gene MYZAP, whose product is annotated as myocardial zonula adherens protein. Gene Ontology annotation, biological process: maintenance of ER location; intracellular signal transduction. The coding region runs from base 73 to 1236 and encodes 387 amino acids. The record is from RefSeq and is a predicted model, not a curated record. Gene Ontology annotation, cellular component: RNA polymerase II, holoenzyme; nuclear envelope; intracellular anatomical structure. NCBI's taxonomy places the organism in Eukaryota, Metazoa, Chordata, Mammalia, Artiodactyla, Bovidae. The transcript is spliced from 11 exons.